AAUAACAAUUACUUCGGUAUAGACGUUCACAGUUGUAAUUAGUGUAUUUUCAAAAAAAUUGUCUAACAAUUUACAUAAUUUAAAUACAAAAAGCUAAACUUUCAAAUAGAGCGAAUUUCACUGAAUUUUUCUAUAUUAUAACAGUCGGUUUUUAUUUUGAAGUUAUUGUGAUUAUGAGAUUAGUAUGAUGAGGUUAAAUCAAUCAGUCUAUAUUAAAUUCAUGUGCCAACUAUACUGAAACUGAUACAUUUUUCGAACAUUUAAUUAUUUUCGAUAAUCUGCAGCAAUCUUUCAUGAGCUACACAACAUAUACUAUCACAUAACAACUGAUCACAUGACUACCUUUCAGCCAAUAAGAUUGUACACGAAUAAACUAGCUUUACUUUGUUAGGUUCUCGUUUUUAUAGAAAGGAGGAAGAGGAGAAUGAUGAUGAUGAUGAUUUAAUUAUUUAUGCUUUUUUUAUCAUAUAAUCAUUUUUUGUAAAUGUUUAUAAGUUAAAAUAAGUGUAAUAAUAAGUUAAUUCGUCAUGUUCCAACGAGGAGUUUUAAAUAUUUUUCCAAGAUUCAUGGUGAACAAUGUCUUGACACCAGUAAGGAAUAUUUCUAUCAGUGAACCGUUAUACUUCAAUGGCACAAACGUUCUAUUUGGAGAACCUUUGAAAAAAAAAAAGAAGCUCGAUCCAGCUUUAAUUAGGGCUAAAGAAGAGCGAAGAAAAAGAAAGUUAGAAAAGGCUAUUAGAAGACUAGAAAAGCAUACAAAACAACUGAAACCUAUUGCUGAACUUAAUUUAACUAUUGCAAAGAAAGCUGAAUUAGAAGCUCAACGUAAAUCAGUGCAAGAGUUGACGGUAGAAGAAAUAGAAGAAAGAGCACAAAAACUCAAAGAAUGGAAUAAAUUAAAAAACAUCGAGCAUAAAAAACUUAUGGCAUAUAUCUAUGAAGCUAUUACAAAGCAAGAUGAGGCUUAUGACAAACUUAGGUUGGAAUCAGAAGAGAAAUAUCAGAAAGCAAUACAAAUCGAUCCAACAUUUUUACCAUAUUCUUACAAAGGUCCCCCAGAAACACCUCCUGUACCAGAUUAUAUACCACCAGAUGGUGAUUACAUAGACAUUACCAGAAAGUUUGAGGGUGAAACUUGAAAUCAGUGCAGAAAUU
Molecule: messenger RNA, 1155 nt
Organism: Phymastichus coffea
Lineage: Eukaryota; Metazoa; Arthropoda; Insecta; Hymenoptera; Eulophidae
Gene: mRpL40
Product: large ribosomal subunit protein mL40
Exons: 5
Coding region: 528-1139 (203 amino acids)
Cellular component (GO): mitochondrial large ribosomal subunit; mitochondrial ribosome
Source: RefSeq, a predicted model, not a curated record